Periophthalmus magnuspinnatus is the source of this 7449-nucleotide messenger RNA. RefSeq names its product UDP-Gal:betaGlcNAc beta 1,4- galactosyltransferase, polypeptide 2 (gene b4galt2). The transcript has 8 exons. Gene Ontology annotation, molecular function: glycosyltransferase activity. Gene Ontology annotation, biological process: carbohydrate metabolic process. The coding region runs from base 1220 to 2359 and encodes 379 amino acids. The record is from RefSeq and is a predicted model, not a curated record. Lineage: Eukaryota; Metazoa; Chordata; Actinopteri; Gobiiformes; Gobiidae.
AACACAACGGGAUGACGGAAAAACACGAGGAUGGCAUCGUUUUACUCUUCGGAUGGUCGUAAACAAAUAAUCCGGGAUAUGCUAGCUGUUUUUCACCGGUAAACCUCACCAAAAUGAGGUUCUCUCCCGAAGAAGCAGACAUAAUAGCUUGUCUGUGAAAAGAAUAUAGUUAUCUUUAGCCGAGCGAGCUGGGCUGAUCCUUUUGCAUUUUGCCUUUUUAUUACAGAUAUUUGUUAGAUUCCUGACAGCGUUAUCUUCACAUCUACUGCUUCGUGAGUGUUUUAAAUAUUAUUUUUCUUGGGCGAGUGCAGCACUAACACAGAGGAUGCUCAGAUAGGAGAAAGUGCUCGCUUGACAACAUCCAAGGUGCCUGAUAUUUUACAACCAAGAAGUGACCGGGAGCCAUCUUGACGGACAGCGCGCCUGACCUUUCCCGCUGCUCCAUAAUGAAUGUUUGGCACCUCUCGUGAACUGCCGCGAGUUCAGAGCUCGGGGUUCAGACUGAUUGGACUGGCCUUUGGAUAACACAGGACUGAUAUAUGAUUCAGCCUAGGACAUACCCCACCGAUGUCUUGCAGAGGGGUGUCAUUUUGUAGGAAUAAUACUACUUUGAGGGCGUAUCCAUAGCUCGACGGAAAAUUCAGCUGCUUCUGUCAUGCAGGAAUUUGCAGCUCAAAGUUGCUCAGUGACAUCUUACCGUCGUUUUACUGCAAGUGCUAAUACCAACUGAAAUUGAUUACCGUUUUUUUCUGAACAUAUACAAGCCAUGGCCCUGUUAACUAGCUGGCCAUAGCUUGUAACUUUUUCCUCACAUUUUGAAAUCAUAAAGUUUUGGAAAUAAUUGAUAGAUACAACUUUUUGUCAUGCAGGAACGAAAUUGGACACUAGUAUUUCCUUUGAGACCCAAUGCUCCUUGAAAACAACCGAGCUAGCACAGUGUAGCUACGGUAAUCACCUUUUUUCAGAUUUGUCCCGCUAUUAUCCCUUUAUUGAUAUCGAUAGCGACAUUUAACACCCAAUUACUUAUGCCAUGCAAAAGGUUACACAUAAGCCGCCAUAUCUUCGUGACCCCAUGUCAUCUGAAGACACCAGCUAACCGAGUGUUGCUAAUUGCUUUCGGAGACUUGCUAACAUGCUAGCUAACACGGCUAACAGGAUGAAUACAUGCCCCUGAGCGUAACCGUCCAGCGUCACCGUGGCUGGGUCCCUGUCCUCGGCCAUGACCCGGCUGAUGUUGGGCCGGACUCUGGAGCGCAUCUGCAAAGGCGUGCUGCUGCUAUGCCUGCUCCACUUCCUCAUUAUGAUGAUCCUGUAUUUUGACGUGUACUCGCAGCGCUUUGACCUCUUUAGCCGCUUCAAUAAUGGACGCAACGGAUCCAGGAAUAAUAUCAGCAGCGGGCAUCAUUAUUACUACUACAAUCUGUCCAGGCCCAAUGGGACAAUGGCCAGUUACUUAGCGACCGGAGAGCAGCUCGGGAUAAGCACGCAGCCGGAGACCAAUCAGACGCCUUCUCCCAAACCUCUGCCCCCCUGCCCUGAGAACCCGCCCGGACUCGUGGGCCGUUUGUUGAUUGAGUUCAGCUCCCAGAUGACCAUGGAGCGUGUGCAAAAGGAGAACCCCAAUGUUACCGAUGGAGGCCGCUACACCCCGCCCGACUGCAGGCCCAGGUGGAAGGUGGCCAUCAUCAUCCCAUUUCGACACAGAGAGAACCAUCUGAAAUACUGGCUGCACUACCUCCACCCGAUCCUCCGACGACAGAGAAUCGACUACGGCAUUUAUAUCAUCAACCAGUUGGGAGAGGACACAUUUAACCGUGCCAAGCUGCUGAACGUGGGCUACAGCGAGGCCUUGAAGGACGCUGAGUACGACUGCUUCAUCUUCAGUGACGUGGACCUGAUCCCCAUGGACGACCGCAACCUGUACCACUGCUACGACCAGCCGCGCCAUUUCGCCAUCGCCAUGGACAAGUUUGGAUUCAGGCUGCCAUAUGCUGGUUACUUUGGAGGCGUUUCGGGGCUCAGUAAAAAACAGUUUCUGAAAAUUAACGGAUUCCCAAACGAGUACUGGGGCUGGGGAGGAGAGGACGAUGACAUCUACAACAGGAUCACUUUGAACGGGAUGAAGGUGUCGAGACCGGACGUCCGAAUCGGCCGCUACCGAAUGAUUAAACACGAGAGAGACAAGCACAACGAGCCCAACCCCCAGAGAUUCAACAAGAUCCAGAACACCAAGAACACCAUGAAGAAGGACGGAAUCAGCUCUCUGACGUACAAACUGCUGGAGGUACGACGAUUUCCCCUUUACACAAACAUAUCAGUGGAGAUCGGCAAGCCCCCUCCGCGCCCAUUCAAAGGAUAGACUCCGCCAGACUGGUAUCUCGGCGUUAUCCUGUGUAAUACCGUCACAAGCACAUCUUCUUCCUGUAUUCGUAUUGGGAUUUCCGCUCGCCAUAGUCUUUCUCCUGAUCGGGACAUUAGGACGGCAGGCUUCUUUUCUGUGGGGAGUGCUUGAGAUAUCACUGACCAAGAAGACACGCUGCCAAAAACUUGUUGGAGCAGUUCCACCAAGAAUCAUUUGAGAACUGGAAGCCCUCCAAAAGCAUAUCAAGCUGGGAUAUUCACUGAUAUAAAACGUCUCCUGGUACAUUUGGCAGGCAAGGUCGAGAAAUUAUCACUAAAACUGUAUAAAAUUGCAGGUAAUGGAGAAUUCAGAACGGUUUUCUAGACUGUGGCAUUUUACACUGAGACGGCAUGCAGCGAUAAACCAUUGGAUUGUAUAGGGGAUAUUCGCAAUGACAUUUUGGGAUUAUUUCCUCGAGUAGUGAAUGUGUUUUGUGCCUGCGACUUCCAGCAGAGGACAUCAAACUGUGCUAAAAUGUGUUGAUCAAACCACAACAAACUUUUUAUAUCUAUCUUUAGACUGAAAGUGACUCAGAGGAGAGACUGGAAGUUUGAAUAACCAAUUUCUUUUUUUUUUCUGUGUGUUGGCUUACAAUGCAUUCAACUCAAUAGUGUAUAAUGGCCAGCUCGUUGCACCAAUUGGGCAUUACGUUAAAUAAAUUUUACUAGCUGGUUUGUACAUUUUAGGACUCAUGUAUUCAGUACAUUGCGAUUUUCAGCCUUAUCAUACUUAUAUACAGUACAUGUUAUUGUUAAAACAUAUACAGUAGGUUAUUCAAGGGUCGGCUUUUGAAACGUGUUGUCAGACCACGUAGCCUGCCCAGUUACCGUUCAUUUAAUUCUAUUUUCAGCUACAGUUAUUCAUUUGUAUUGACAUUCAGUGCACUCAACGCACCAGUAAGAGCGUAGCCAUCUUGGAACUUGGAAUAUAUGUACGCCUAAAAAUGAACGUCUCCUCUCCUCUAAAUUAGGGGCAAGCGCUCUGUCUCGCUCACAAAUAGACACAACACAAUCAGUACCGUUAUGUUUAUUACAUAAAGCUUUCCCACAUAAUGAUUUGCGUCAUUACAAGUGAUCUGGUUGGAUUUCUUCACUGUAAACAUGUUUUUCAGUUUUACAGUAGCUUGAGGAGAAUUUUGAAAUUAUUAACUUUUCAAAUAACUAACUUUGUCGCCGCGCUUUGCCUGGAAUGUUUCAAAGUAUGGCAUUAAAUGUUUCAAAAUACCUUACAUUCAUUCAUUCUUUGAUUGUUAAAGCCUUGAAUAACAUGCAUUCUUACUUAAAAUGGCCCACUUUUACACGGAUCUGACCUGUAACUUGGUCUCUCCAUGAAGAUAGAUAAGUUUAAUGCUCACUGUGGAUCAUUACAGGCAAAGCAGCAACGUCUCUGUGGUGACAAGUCCUCAAGUUGCAUAGUGUACCUUUAAAGUUAAUAUUUUUACUCCUUUUAGAUUUUUAGAUUUCCUCCCCAUGAAGAGGAUUGUUUUCAGUUGAAGUAAUCUCAUACCUUUUCACUUCAUAAUUAAAUAAAUAGUAAGACUGGCCAGGUAAACACUUAACUAUUGUGUGUAAAGAAAUACACUACCAGUCAAAAGUUUGGAAACACUUUUUCAUUUAUGUUUCUUUGCUAUUUCCUUUUUUAUGUACACUAUAGAUUCUCACAAGACAUCAAAACUGUGAUUGGCACAUAUGCAACGUAAUGAACAAAAGUAGUAAACUCAAAAUGGCUCAAACUUUUAUUUUAUUUGACUAAAUUUAGAAUUUUUAAAAAUGGCCACCUUUUGCUUUGUCUAUUGCUCUGCACUUUUCUUUGACCCUUGACCCUGAAAAGACAUAGCUGCGAUGAGAAACCAUUUCAUAUGAAUUCAUGAUGACGCACAUUGAGAGAAGGUCAAGGGUUUGCAGCUCUGUCAGCAAAGCAAACGGUGGAUACUUUGAGGAUUUCGUUGGGUUAUUUCACUUUUUUCAUUGCUACAUAAUUCCAUAAAUUAUGCUUCAUAUGUUUGAUGACUUAUGUGUGUAUCUAAAAGUAGUACAUAAGCAAAAAAAAAACACAUCGAAAAGAAUGUUUGUCCAAACUUUUGCCUGGUAGUGUGCAAAAAAUGAGAAUUGGUAGGAAGUUGUCAUUGUGAGUGCAUACAAAGGACACUAUUUCAUUACACAACCUGCCGUCUGGUUUGAAGAUCUAUUCACUAUGGGCCUAUUGUUUUCAUGUCAUCUUAGCAACCUUCAUUUUAAUACCGGAAAAGUUUAUUAUCCCGAGGUGAAGGCAAAGAUGAAAGUGUGAAACUUAUCAUUUAGUUUGACUGGCAUCUGUUCAUUUAGUGUCUCCUUGAGGCUGCUGCAAGGCAAAUGAAUCUGCCAUCGCACCUGCCACAGAAAGAUAGAACUUAAUAUCCUUUGUUAAGUUGUUUUUUUAAUGUUUUGUACAUUUUUCUUGUCUUUUUAUUUAAUAUGUUUUAUAUGUUAAUUUUUGUCGCCUCAAACACCAAAUGGAUGCCUUGGAGAGUAAAGAUAAGGGGAAAUAAACAAAGGAGACUAUGGGACCUUAUGAAGAGAAUGAAGCAAUGAUUUGUCAGAAAUGUAAAUGUCCUCUUUAAGACAAAACUAAUUUAAUGGAAAACUGUUGAGCUGUUAUGGUUUGUUCAGCUAUGGCAAUUUAAAAAGCACUUAUUCUACAAUGAACUAUAUCAAUCAAUCUCAAAAUUAAAACAUGAAUUUUCUAAUUUGUUGCCUUAAACAAGGAUUUAUUCAGAACAGAUACAAUCUGUAAUAUCUAGUAUAAACCAAAUCUGUAACAAGACUAAAUCAGGUCUAAAAAUGUAUUAAAGUCUGACUAAAGUAUUUCUGUAUGAGUACAACACAAACAAUGCCAAAAAGUAAAUGUAUUUUAUAAAUGAAGUAAAGCUAGUUUCUUGUUCCAUCAUUGGUACCCAGGCCACAGUUUGAGAAUUAAUGUUUAUAAUAUCGGCGGAUAACCAAUAGUGUGAGUAUAAGUUAUAAAUCAGUCUCCCCACAGAUAUGUUGACCUUAAAUUCAAGUUUUACGUCAUAGUUUUACAUCUCAUUCAAUUUUGUUUACCCAAAGCAACUGUUAUGAAUUUGAAGUGUAUGUAUUAAUUUAAAUGAACAUGAACUGUUUAGUAAAAAUGAAAAUAUGACAUGCACAGUGUUGGGAAGUAACCAAAUACAUGUAUUUUGAGUAAAUUUGGUGCAGUUACUCUUUCAUUUAAGGUAUUCAUGAUAGUUACUUUUCUAAAAUCAAAGGAAUUCAUUAUGGUGUUUGAUCUCACAAUUUCGUCUUCAAACUGCACAGUAUUAAUGAGCAAAACAGAAAACACCAUUCAUACAGAGCAUACAUGAGCAGUUUCUCCUUGUUUAAUCAGUAAUAAAUGCAUGCAUUACAAAUGGUGCAAUUAAAUACAAGUAUCCUUCCCAACACCAAACAUACAGUAAUACAAUGAUUCAAGUCACCAUUUCAUUUUUACUGUAUGUAUCAUAUAUCUUUUGUCAAUCUCUGGCCCUUUUUUGCCCUGCCUUGGGGUUGACUGGUUCCCAUCUGUUCUGCCUUUGCUCCUGUCUUUCUGCCUGCAGCUUCUUGGACAGCACUGCACAGUCACAUCUCCACACGGUCCUGCUUUAUCCUUCCUUUUUGUCUCUCUGUUUUCUCCUCUUUUAUCGUCUCUUCUUUCAAACCGCGCCAGUCUUUGCCCCAUGUGUCAAUGGACCACUCUUGUUCGUUGCGGUGGACCCUCCUUCCCAUUCAAUACCUAUCGACAGAGAUUCUCCACGUGUCGCCAUGUUUUUUGCCUAUGUCUAUUCUCUGCUCAUUAUUUUGUGCCUCCUCGUUCGAUUAUCUACAACACAUUCAAAUAGAUCUUUUACGGACUGUUUACAAUUUCCUGUGCAAUAUUCAAACAUGUAUUUUCUGUGUAAAACUGGUAGGAACGAGAAUUUUGUGAAGAUAUUUGAAGGUCAUUUGUUUACUGCAUUAUACUACAUACUAUACAUACUACUAUUGGUCACUGUUAGCAUAUAGGUCAACUCAUAUAACCAGUUUGUUUUGAUUAGCAGUGUGGUCAGCAUGUGUUGAGCACCUUCAUUGUGGGGUAAAGAAGUUAUUUUCUGCCAAUACAAUGGAGUAAUAAAGAUAUGAUUGGAAUAUUUGAUUAUAAUUAUCUUGAAGAUGUCUAUUACUACCAUAUUUACUUCAUUUUUGAGGUGCAGCCUGUAACUUCUAUGGUAGAGGCCCCACCUCCUUUGGUCCAUUGCAUUUCCUGAAAUGUUCCAUAGUAUGACAUUAAACUCAUCUGUCUUGUCUUUAUUUAAUUGCAGGUGUUUUUAUUGCUCAAAUAGAUAGAUAAGUUUAAGUCUACUGUGGAACAUCCCAAAAGUAAAGCGAGUCCAUCUCCAUGGAUAUAAGAAGGUGGUAGAACCUCCACCAGAAUAGUGACAUUAUGCACUUUUAAUUUUUAAAUUGUGUAUUUAUUUGUGCAUAUCUUUUAUAACUUGACAUUUGGAGUUAUUUUUUGUCAACACACACUUUUGUGUGCUAAAUAUACCUAAAUGAAGUAUGUCUAUUGCUAUUAUUUUAGAAUGUACCGGUAACUUAAAACAUAUUUGGGAGAAUUUCUGCACAAAAAAUUCUUCAGCUCCUCUACAUUGGUGGAAAAUAACUUCUACAACCAGUACUGUGUUGAUGGCAACUGCCGACCAUGUCUUUUCUUCAGUCAUAACAGAGCUGACAUGUACAGACAGUAUAGUGGACGUGUUUGAAGUGUGUUUUUACAGAUUCUGUGAGGAGUCUUUGAAGGUCUCAUGCCCUUUGACCUUUGGAGUGUCUCAUCUCAAGCACACCUCAAACAUCAAACUUUUACACCGCCGACUCCGAGUGAACUUUUCAGGCCUGUGUGGCACUUUUUAAACAUUACUGUAUCUCUGACUAGGGUUUUUGUACAUUGAAUGUUGAAAAUGUUAUAUCUUAUAUAGAAUGCAUUAUGUCAUAUCAAACCUACUUUUUCUAUACAAUCAAUAAAACUGAUGAUGGCUU